CAUGGCAGGACGCGCAAUCACGUUUGUCUUUUGUUUGCUGGCGUUUUUUUCAAACGCUCUAGCAGCAGUGAUACAAACACAGCAGACUGUGCUGGCAGCAGUGGGAGAAGAUGCUGAAUUCAGCUGUCAGCUCUUGAAGACUAAAGACGUCUUUCAGGUCACAUGGCAGAAAAUCUCUCCUGAUGUGGAGACAAAUGUCGCCACCUACAGCAAGCACUUUGGUCAGACAGUGAAUGAUGGCUUUACAGAUAAAGUUGGGUUUAUAUACACUGGACUACAGAACUGCUCCAUAGUCAUCAGGAAUGUGACAUAUGAGGAUGAAGCCUCCUAUCACUGUCUGUUUAACACUUAUCCUGACGGCUCUCUGACAGGAAAACCCUGCCUCCGAGUUUAUGAGCUGCAUGAACCUGUUGUUGAUGUCAGACAGUCAAACUCUACUGAAGAGUGGGUUGUUUCCUGUUCAGCCACUGGUCGACCUGCUCCCACUGUAACACUCAGUGUCUCACAACAAGACCUCAACUUCUCACAGUACAACACUGUCAAUGUGUCCAACACCAACACUACAUUCACUGUCACCUCUACAGCUGUGCUCUCAGGUUCACGUAAACACAGCACACAGGUGGGAUGUGCAGCACGAGUGCUCUCUGCUCCUCACAGAGAGGUGAUGGUGACGAUUCCUGAGGUCCAACAUACGUCUGAUCAUGAAUAUGAUUCCACCUGGAUAAUUGUAUCAGCUGUAGUAGCGGUGAUGAUUCUUGGUUGUGUAAUUCUACUCGUAACUGUUCGUCUUAAAGAAAAAGACAAGCAGAGGGACCAUGAGAAGAGCAAAACACCACAAAAGUCAACCAAUAAGAUGGACGGGAACCAAACACCUUUAAUCAAGACGGAGAGCGAGGGGAUCAGACAACGAACACCAAAUAACAACAGCCCAACAAAUGAUCCCCUAAAGCCACCAUCACGAGCAGUAAGAAAACUUGAGAUGUAACUCAUACUUAUGCCUCGUGUGGCGAGAGUACACAGUCAGUUUCUGGAGAAUGAAGGAAAUGAUACAAGCAUGUGGGGUUCACACAAACUGAUGAACACCAUUUUGCGUUGUGGUAAUGAAACUGACGAACCUGCUGCAUCGUUUUUCACUUUGAGUUUUUCAUUAUUAACACAUUAUGCUGUCCAUAUCAGUACAGAUAUAUAGCAUGAUUAUUUCCCCAUUGAGAGCUGAUGUUUUUUCAAAGUGUUCGUUUAAUUUUUGAACAAUGCACACACACACACACACACACACACACACACACACACACACGCACACACACUUCAGUCUACCUAUCGGGUUUUGAUUUUGGCAGGGUGAUUGCAAAAGCUUUGCUUUUUCAGACAUUCUGUUGUAGAUUUGCUGUGUUUGGGAUCAUCGUCCCAUUGUGUGACCUAAUUAUUUGUCAUGUCACAUAUUUUAUUCUAUUUGAAGCACAACUGUAUUAAAUUGUAUUGAAAAUGAUUAUAUUAUUGAUUAACAGCAACAACAUGUAACAGUACAGAGCUGUUGCUCGUUAAAACGAGUGCUGCAGCAUUUUUAUCAGGAUGAGUUUUGGACUUUGGUUGUUGCAAAUCUGAUUCUUUUCUUUUUCCUGGCAUUUUGCUGAGAUUUGCUGCUGUGCUUGGGAUUGUUAUGCUGCUAUCUAUCACCAGAGAGUUUAGUAUGUCAGCUUUCACAUAUUUAUAAAUUCCUGUUCAGUCUGUUUUACCUUUAUAGGGCUUGAAUUUAUUAUAUCUUUCUCCGUCUUUUUCUUAAGAUAUUAAUAAUCGCAUUUGUGGUUGUGGCCUGUGUUACUGCACGUAACUAUUUAA
This is a messenger RNA of Pelmatolapia mariae (spotted tilapia), 1836 nucleotides long. Its product is annotated as OX-2 membrane glycoprotein-like. Gene Ontology annotation, cellular component: axon; cell surface; neuronal cell body. Gene Ontology annotation, biological process: heterotypic cell-cell adhesion; negative regulation of neuroinflammatory response. Bases 2 to 985 code for a protein of 327 amino acids. The record is from RefSeq and is a predicted model, not a curated record. NCBI's taxonomy places the organism in Eukaryota, Metazoa, Chordata, Actinopteri, Cichliformes, Cichlidae. The transcript has 6 exons. Gene Ontology annotation, molecular function: cell-cell adhesion mediator activity.